AUACAAGAUAAGAAGAAGACACCACUCAUUAAUUAAACAGUAGGAGUGAAUGGGAGAUAAAAAGCUCACAAAGCUUCUACUUUAGAAUGGUUGCUAGUACUUACAGUUGUGUGUGCAUAUGGAAAAUUACUACUAUUCUGGGUGGCCUUUGUGUACAAACUGGGCUCAAUGUGAUUCUGCACCAAACACUGAUCAAUCUCCUUCUUCAUCAGUCCCCACACAAACACUGCCUUUAGCCUCUGACACUGCUUCUCUUCAAUUUGGCAAGUUCCCCAUUUGGCCCGAAACCAUUGAAGGGGUUGCAGAACAUGAACAUGGAGCUGCAAGUGCUUCCAAGAGCCACAGCCAAGCAGAGAAAAGGCGCAGGGACAGGAUUAAUGCACAGCUUGCAACUCUCAGAAAACUCAUUCCCAAGUCUGAUAAGAUGGACAAGGCAGCUUUACUAGGGAGUGUUGUAGACCAUGUCAAAGAUCUGAAGAGAAAAGCCAUAGAUGUCAGCAAAGCCAGUAGUACUAUUCCAACUGAAAUUGAUGAAGUAACAAUUGACUAUCACGAAGCUCAAGAUCAUGAAAGCUACAUUAAAAACACGUUCAGAGCUUCUGUUUGCUGUGAUGAUAGACCAGAGCUGUUCCCUGAGCUCAUACAAGUGUUCAAAGGUUUGAGACUUAAAGCAGUUAAAGCUGACAUGGUCAGUGUGGGUGGAAGAAUCAAAAGCAUAUUGGUGCUUUGCUCAAAGGAGAGCGAAGAAGGCAGUGUUUGCCUUAGCACUCUCAAACAAUCGCUUAAAUCAGCUGUGAACAAAAUUUCUUCUUUGUCUGUGGCAUCAAACUGUCCCCCUAGAAGUAAGAGGCAGAGGUUCUUCUUGCCUUCUCCUUGCAUACAAUAAUUUAUUGCAAAAUCUCUUAUUACGAUUAUUGUUAUCAUUAUUUUUAUUCUUUAGGAGGAUAAUUUCAGUAGGUGGAAUUAUUUGUUUUCAUUUUACAAUGUUCAUUGGCCUAUAAUUUAUAGUGUCUCUUUGGAUAUCAGCUAAUUGUAAUGUGAACAGACUUUUUGUCCCUAUAUAAAAGAAGAGUUUUGUUCA
Molecule: messenger RNA, 1081 nt
Organism: Lotus japonicus
Lineage: Eukaryota; Viridiplantae; Streptophyta; Magnoliopsida; Fabales; Fabaceae
Product: transcription factor bHLH51-like
Exons: 2
Coding region: 119-886 (255 amino acids)
Biological process (GO): regulation of DNA-templated transcription
Molecular function (GO): protein dimerization activity; DNA-binding transcription factor activity
Source: RefSeq, a predicted model, not a curated record